Messenger RNA from Bradysia coprophila, 916 nucleotides. RefSeq lists its product as uncharacterized. The record is from RefSeq and is a predicted model, not a curated record. Lineage: Eukaryota; Metazoa; Arthropoda; Insecta; Diptera; Sciaridae.
AAACUUAUUUGUCAAACCGAGCGCAAUCAAACAGCCAAUCAAAUCAUUCACCGGUCUCAAUUUUCAUUUUAUUGAAAUCAAAUUCGAUCGCAAACCGAAAUUUUUGUCAGUUCUCGUCGUAAUUAUACUGCUCACUUUUCCCUGCUCAGAUUAAAGUUUUUGUGUCGAUUUGUAAACAUGGACGAGCAAAAUUCAAUAAUGUCACCUGAUGAAGAAGUCGCAAUGAUAUUGAGUUCCGACGGAGACGCCGGUCCAUCGACAAGUAAACGAACAAAAUUAAUGCCGAAUAGCCAAGCUGGAAGCCAUCGAGGUCAGGGAAGCCCAAGUCAAAGUAGAUUGAUUGGUAGUAGCCGAUAUCUCUGGGAUGUAUCCAGUGACUCAAGUGAUUCGUCAGAGUCGUCAGUCGAAACAAGUCCUACAGCAGUGUAUCCGACGGUUGAAGCGUACUUAAUGUCGAUCCCGAAAUUCGAUCUGGAGGAACAUCUUCGGAUACCAAUCUACAUGGAGCUUUUAGGCGCUAAUUCCAGGAAGAUUAAAACCACUCUACCCAGAUGCAGCCUUUUUACCGACGAAGAGAUGGAAGUGUUAAAAAACGAUUUCAUCUUAAGCCAAUUGGAUUUUCUGAUUCGGGAAAAUGUUCGUCGUACAACCAAAAAAGAGGAAAAGCGAAAACAAAAGAGAGAAGCGCAACGCUUGUCUUCGAUUAAAAAACCAUUGCCGAUCAUGCCGAAAGAACAUGAUCGUACGCCUAAAUAGAUUUUCGUUUUAAAUUCGAAUUACGUAUAAAUGUAGGACGUAAAUUGAAUUUCGAAUGCCUAUCGGUCGAUCGUUUGUACGCUUCGAUGUGAUCAAAAUGUUUUGUAAAUUGGAGCCGCUUAACGUAAGAAAUUCAAAAUAAAUGAAUUGCAUGACGCAU